This is a messenger RNA of Alternaria metachromatica, 1029 nucleotides long. RefSeq lists its product as uncharacterized. The transcript has 3 exons. The coding region runs from base 1 to 1029 and encodes 342 amino acids. The record is from RefSeq and is a predicted model, not a curated record. NCBI's taxonomy places the organism in Eukaryota, Fungi, Ascomycota, Dothideomycetes, Pleosporales, Pleosporaceae.
AUGGCGCAAGAUGUCUCACAGACAGCAUCCAACAAUAUACAAUCUUCAUCGGCGACAACUACGACCUCGGAAGCAGUAGAAUCGUCGACUGCAACACCGACAUCGUCGGGUGAACCGACAAUCCACUCGGUCAAAGCUGGCGCCGGAGGCUUCAAAUUCACACCGCAAGAACUUCAUAAUGUCUCCGUGGGCGACAUCGUCCAAUGGGAGUUUUAUCCACCGGAUCAUUCGGUCCUCACAUACUUCAAUGUUACGAUCAACUCGACAGAACCCAUCUUCUUCUAUUGUGCAGCACCGAACUCGUGCCUGGGCGAACACAUGGUCGGAGUCAUCAACCCGAACUCUACGCAAACACUGGCAUCGCAAGUUCAGGCGGCUGCCGCAGCAGACUUUCAACUAGAGCCUGGCGAACCAGUUCCUGGUGAGGCAUCAUCGACGCUGUCUAAUACUCCCACGUCAACGGGAGCACCGCCACCGUCUAACGGGGGAGGUCAUGGUGGCGGUCAUAGCCUGUCCACUGGUGCCAUCGUUGGCAUAGUAAUUGGUGGCGUGGCUUUCCUGGCAAUCUGUGCCGCUCUCUUCUUCUUCGUAGGCCGAUCCAAGUCGUUGAAGGAGGUUAUCAAACAGCGAGACGGUACGAAUACCCACGACCCACACAUGAGCCAACAGUACGGUCGCUCGGACUACGGUCAUGGAGGACUUCCAUCGCCAGGGUUUCAAUCACCAGCUCCUGGCUAUGCUACUCCACCGCCAGGACACUACCCAGACUAUGGCUUCAACUCGCCCCCAGGAUACGGUCAGCACAAUGUAGGAGAGCAGUACCCGUCUGGUUGGACCAGUCCCGGGCCCCAACAAGGCCAUAUGAGUAUGAUGAGCAAUGUCAGUGGGUUGUCGCAGCAACAGAUCGACCAACUAAAGCAUGCACAGAUGAACGGGCAACCUGCCGUAGCAGAGUUGCAUAGUCCACCGCUGGAGCAGCAGUCCUUCUCGGCAGAGUUGGACGCAUCUGGACGCAAUAAGCCAAAAUGA